GCGAGAUCCACUGCGCCGGCGCGCAGGCACGAGCGGUCAAAGCGCCUUCUGGGGGCCAGGGAACUGUGCUCCUUCCCUCGGUCUGUCUUUUUCAAAGUGCCCUGAGUGAGGUUCAGAGAGGCCGCCACCUCCAAAGGAACGUCUUUCUGCAGCUCCGACGCUUCUCUGUGCCCCGCUACUCCGGCCCUUGCCCUUUGACCCCGUUCUCGCGGCGGGGUGAGAGGUCGGGUGGCCAUCUUGUGGCGGCGGCGCGGGCGACUGUUACUGCGGAGACCCAUCCCCUCCCCCUCUUGCACCCCUGGCCGUCUGUCAGUCGGUAAAGAGUCCCGCAGUCUGUCAAGUGAAGCCCCGGCCUCGUGCCGUCGCUCUUCCCGCCGCACUGGGCGGCCCAGGCCGCUCCCUGCUGGGCCUCACCGCCACCACCAUGUCUUCCUUCUCCGAAUCGGCGCUGGAGAAGAAGCUCUCGGAGCUAAGCAACUCUCAGCAGAGCGUGCAGACCCUAUCCCUGUGGCUCAUCCACCACCGCAAGCACGCGGGACCAAUAGUCUCCGUAUGGCACCGCGAACUCCGCAAAGCCAAAUCAAAUAGAAAGCUUACUUUUCUGUACUUAGCAAAUGAUGUCAUCCAAAACAGUAAAAGGAAAGGACCUGAAUUCACUAGAGAAUUUGAAUCUGUCCUUGUGGAUGCUUUUUCUCAUGUUGCCAGAGAGGCAGAUGAAGGCUGUAAAAAACCUUUAGAAAGAUUGCUGAACAUCUGGCAAGAAAGAAGUGUGUAUGGCGGCGAGUUCAUACAGCAGCUGAAGCUGUCUAUGGAGGACUCCAAGAGCCCUCCCCCCAAAGCCACAGAAGAGAAGAAGUCUCUGAAGCGAACAUUUCAGCAGAUACAAGAGGAGGAGGAUGACGACUACCCUGGAAGCUACUCUCCUCAAGAUCCUUCUGCAGGACCCCUCUUGACAGAGGAACUAAUCAAAGCUUUGCAGGAUCUGGAAAAUGCCGCAUCAGGGGAUGCUACUGUCCGGCAGAAAAUUGCUUCUCUGCCCCAGGAAGUACAAGAUGUUUCUCUGCUGGAAAAAAUAACAGACAAAGAGGCAGCUGAACGUCUUUCAAAAACAGUAGAUGAAGCAUGUCUGUUACUAGCAGAAUAUAAUGGGCGUCUGGCAGCAGAACUGGAAGACCGUCGCCAGCUGGCUCGGAUGUUGGUGGAGUAUACCCAGAAUCAGAAAGAUGUUUUGUCAGAAAAGGAGAAAAAGCUGGAAGAAUAUAAACAGAAGCUUGCACGAGUAACCCAGGUGCGCAAGGAACUAAAGUCCCAUAUUCAGAGCUUGCCAGACCUCUCGCUGCUGCCUAAUGUCACAGGGGGCUUGGCCCCCCUGCCCUCUGCUGGUGACCUGUUUUCAACUGACUAAGAUGAGUGUCGUGCCCCAGAUUUCCAUCUGUACCAGCAGAAAGAAGAAGGCAAGUCGUGGUUGGGAAUGACCUUCUAGUCCUUGGUUCUAUCCCUUCUUCCACCCACCCCCAGCCUCAAGAAAGAACCAGAGACUCUGAUUCUCCUCUCCGGCCUUUCAUCUUGAGCACAGUUCAGAACAGUGGCGAGUGGAAUCCGGUUUAGAUUCGUAUUUGCAAAGAAUACAAACUCUUUCUCCCACUUCAUGUUCCCACGCCCCAGCUGGUUUUCCAUUCUUAUAUCACUCUUUACACCUAAGAAGUUAUGAAAAUCAUGUAUACUUCUGGAAGCUUUUAAAAGACUCUUGUCCCUCAUGACAGCAUUUUGUCAUGAAAGUAGCACCUCCUUUUUGAGCUGGGCUUGUUCAAGUUCGAUAUGGGCUUCCACUGAGGGACUCGCUCUGGAGACAUUGGCUUUCCCAGCUGCCAUCUGCCCCAGAAGGUUGGAGGCACAGCUGUGGAGCAGCUUUGCCAUAAAGAGUUUGCCAAAUCUCUUUACGGUAAGAAGCCCUUACCGUUACUCCUACUAGCCAUGUGUAUUCAAAGGUCAGGUGCGUCUGUUUUGUAGAGUCUAGCAAUAAGAUUCAAAGCUCGUCUGGGACGUAAAGGCACAGUUCAGAGACAGAAUAGCAGGGAUCACGGGCAUGAAUCAGAAAUCAGUCAUUUGCUUCAAGUUCGUAUAUACAACCUUUCCAAGCUGCUCUUCUCAAGGGCCCCUCCCACUGUCAUAGAGCAGAUUCCUAAGAAUAGGAUGCCGUGGCCCCUGGGGGUUGCGAAGGCAGUUGUUAGGGGUGGCACUGGUGGGCCCCAAAAGAUAAAGGCCCCACACACAGGCGUGCUACAUCUGGGCUCUGCAUGGAUGUUGCUUUGACUCUCUUUUCUGGGAGUGGGGCACACACUAACAUUUAAUCCACUGUGUGGGUGCGUGUCUAUGGUAUGGUGACUAAACCUGAACAUCUCCUCUGCAAAUAGGACGCUGAGCGUGUCCGUCAGGUCACGCCACUGCACAGGUCCUCGUUCCCACACGAAGAGGAGUAUUUGCAUCAGAUGUUACUAAAUAGCUCAUCUUGGGCAGGAGAAGGGGGAAGUCGGGGAUAUUAAUUGGGGAUUUUAAUUCCAUUAUCAUGCCAGCUGACAUUAUGACUUUAUAAUGUAGAGAGAAUUUUUACCUUGCUUAUAAUAAAAGAUCGGCCUGCUAAUAUAAAUCAUUCUAAUGUGGCAGGCUUGUUUUUGACAUUGGAAAGGGCAGAAAACAAUUUGCCCAAUAGUAUAAUAGGAACGACAGCCCAGAGGCUGAAAUCCAAAAGCUAUAAAAAGGAAUUCAGUGGAGGGGGCGUCAGAAUCUCCAUUAAUUUGAAUUGCUGUUUCCAGGAUCACCAAAAAUCUCCUGUAAUUUUACAUGUUAAACAUGUUAAAACAUAAUCUAUGUUUUAUAAAGUAUAACAGGCUUUCCUUCAAGAAGCUGCCCUGCCCAUCAUGACAUGAGAACAAUGAAAAGUCAGGGCAGGUAUUCAGUUGAACUCUGUGUAGAGCCUAGUAGUGUUUAAGCUGUGUUUCAGGUUUGGAUACAGACUGUGUGUUGUUCACUUAUGACACUGCCUGUUGUUCUUUCACUGUUAAAUUAAUGAAUCUAUGAGGUUUUUCUUCCAGAGGCCACAGGUGUCAUUACUAAAAUUGCAAGGUAAAUUUUAAUCUUUGCUGCUUCUGCACAUACGCCCCCUCCCCCGUAUGGUGUGCUGCUUUGGUCCUGCAUAUAUGAACUUGUUUCUGAACAGACCCAUCUGGGACACUCUUUGCUUUCCCCGAGGAAGCAAGAUUUUACCAGCCACAAACCAGACAAAAGGGUAUAGUAGAAAUUUGCCCUAAUCAGCUCGAUGAAAGUAUCUGUUUUACCCAACCAAGUCUUUGACCAGCAACCGGUGCAUAAUUAUUACAGCAAGAGCAAGAAGUGAAACGGUAGCAAUUAUGUAAAUGAAUGUGUUGGCCUCUUAACACCUGUUACUAGUGGACUUCCUGUGAGGAAGUUAGUUUUGUUUUAAUGAAUGCUUUUGUUUUUUAAAUCUUAAUUCUUCCUACAUCCUCCCAGAGUGUGCUUACUUCAUUUGUUUAAUUUAAAUGACCCUUUCUCCUUGUAUGUAUAAGGUGAUCUAGCAGGGUGGGGUGGGUGGUUUUUGUUUUUGUGUUUUUUCUUCUUAGGGCAUCUGUAGGCCUCAAAGGACCUUUCCUUUAGGUCAUAUUCCUCAGAAAGUCUUUGAUCUUGCUUUGUUUUUGUUUUGUUUUUCUUAAAGAAUAUUUUUAAAGCUUAAAUUUGUAUAUUAAUUUAGGACUUUAUUUAGAAGUAUAGGCUGUCGUUGGUGGCAGCAGUAUAUUCUGAAAUGUCUCAUAGAUAUAUAUUUUUGAAUAAAGAUGGUGUUGUUGAACAA
Molecule: messenger RNA, 3865 nt
Organism: Propithecus coquereli (Coquerel's sifaka)
Lineage: Eukaryota; Metazoa; Chordata; Mammalia; Primates; Indriidae
Gene: RPRD1B
Product: regulation of nuclear pre-mRNA domain containing 1B
Exons: 7
Coding region: 425-1405 (326 amino acids)
Biological process (GO): mRNA 3'-end processing
Cellular component (GO): RNA polymerase II, holoenzyme
Molecular function (GO): RNA polymerase II C-terminal domain binding
Source: RefSeq, a predicted model, not a curated record